Molecule: messenger RNA, 1850 nt
Organism: Sphaerodactylus townsendi
Lineage: Eukaryota; Metazoa; Chordata; Lepidosauria; Squamata; Sphaerodactylidae
Gene: KIF4A
Product: kinesin family member 4A
Exons: 14
Coding region: 246-1757 (503 amino acids)
Biological process (GO): microtubule-based movement; mitotic spindle organization
Molecular function (GO): ATP binding; microtubule binding; microtubule motor activity
Source: RefSeq, a predicted model, not a curated record
GACCCGCGCACAAAGAAGCUCGCUUCUUCCAGGCGCGCGUCGUGACGUCACCGUCGCCUUCUCCAUUGGCCUCUUAUUCUGUCCCCCCUGGCGAGGGCGUGACGUUGCUCGUUACCCGGAUGAGCGCGGAGCGUUUGAAUGUUGGAAGUUGAAGCGGCGGCUGAAGUCGGGAGGGGAGACCGAGCAACGGCGGCGGGUGGCGGCUCCGUGAGGAGAAAAGACGUUGGGGAGGAUCCUCUUUUAAAAUGUCAAAAGAAGACGCCAAGGCGAUCCCUGUGAGGGUGGCUCUCCGGUGCCGCCCUCUCGUCCCCAAAGAAACGGAAGAGGGUUGCCAGAUGUGUUUGUCUUUUGUCCGUGGACAACCUCAGGUAAUUUUGGGUAACGACAAACCUUUUACCUACGACUAUGUGUUUGACCCUUUUGCUGAGCAAGAGGAAGUAUUCAACACGUGCAUUGCUCCCCUUGUAAAAGGCAUUUUUAAAGGUUACAAUUCCACAGUUCUGGCCUAUGGGCAGACGGGGUCUGGGAAGACCUAUUCCAUGGGUGGGGCCUACACAGCAGACCAAGGGAAUGACCCCACUGUGGGAGCCAUCCCCCGCGUGAUCAAACUGCUCUUUGGCGAAAUGGAAGCGAGGGUGGACUGGCAGUUUUCCCUGAAAGUCUCCUAUUUAGAGGUCUACAACGAAGACAUCUUGGACCUCUUGGCCCCGCCCAGAGAACGUUCAGCUCAGAUCAGCAUACGUGAAGACCCCAAGGAAGGCAUAAAGAUUGUGGGAUUGACCGAACACGUGGUGACCGGUGCUAAAGAGACGGUCAUCUGCCUGGAACAGGGGAACAAUUCUCGGACGGUGGCUGCCACAGCAAUGAACACGCAGUCGUCCAGGUCCCACGCGAUCUUCACCAUUUUAAUUGAACAGAAAAGCAAGAAGGACGUGAACCUCAGCUUCCAUUCCAAGCUGCACCUCGUGGACUUGGCCGGUUCCGAAAGGCAGAAGAAGACCAAAGCAGAAGGAGAACGGCUGAAAGAAGGAAUUAAUAUCAACAGAGGACUCCUCUCCCUGGGAAACGUCAUCAGCGCUCUUGGGGAUGAAUCCAAGCGAGGGCACCACAUCCCUUACAGGGACUCGAAGCUCACACGCCUCUUGCAAGAUUCCUUGGGGGGCAACAGCCACACUCUGAUGAUCGCCUGCGUGAGCCCGGCGGAUUCCAACAUGGAAGAGACACUGAACACUCUCCGCUACGCCGACAGGGCCAGGAAGAUAAAGAACAAGCCUAUAGUGAACGUGGACCCCAAGGCAGCAGAGAACAACCAGCUAAGACUGCAGGUUCAACAGCUCCAGGUCUUACUCCUGCAGGCUCAUGGUGGAACAUUACCAGUGUCUAUUGGCGGAGAGCCCUCAGAAAACCUGCAGUCCCUGAUGGAGAAAAACCAGGCCCUGGCGGAGGAGAACGAGAAACUGAGCCGUGGCCUGAGCGAGGCCUCUGGUCAGAUCGCCCAGAUGCUCGAGAGGAUAAUCAUGACGGAGCAGCAGAACGAGAAGACCAGUGCUAAGAUGGAGGAGCUCCGGCAGCACGAAGCGCUGAACCUGGAUCUACAGAAAACACUCGAGACGCUGGAGGACAAUGAGCUAAAACAUCAAGUGAAGUCGUUCUGCAGCCUGCAGCAAGCAAUUGCCCGGCUACAGAACGAAAGUCCUCCUUGCGUUGACGAAAUGGACACAUCUGAACAAGGUUCCGAGUCUGUGAGUAAAAGCUGAGUUCGAUGUAUCAAUAGAUACGGAUAACCUUUAAUGGCAUAAGUUACAGAAAUUAAAAUAGAAUACAAACAUUUAAAAAUAAAGUGCAAAACA